UACGCGCUUAUAUUGAAUCUCCGUGCUGACUUACGCAUGAACUUCAACAAAACGCAAAAGUUAUAAAUGUGAACAAUAGUGAAAUCAUUGUUUAUUGAUGUAGACUUUUUAUGUGUAUAAUAGAAAAACUUAGAAUAGUUACUUCUUAAUAAAUACAGCUUUGACAAGAAAUUAUCAAGUGGAGUUUGAUGUGAAAACAUCAUAAAACUGGUAUUUGAAUACGUAUGACGAAACAUGGAGAGCGCAGGCAACAAUACCACAUUAUAUGACGACAUUUUCUAUCCAAGUGAACUCACACUACAAAGGGAGUUCAGUGACGCCAAAGAAAUCAUAACAAGCAACAUUAUAAUAGCAUGGCCUAUAGAAAAAUGUAUAGAAAUGCUUCACAUAAAUAACUCUAAGACUGAAGACUAUACGAACCGCACAUUUGUAUAUAAUGGAACACACUUGAGGUGUUUAGAUCAUGCCCCAGUUUUGACUAAGAGCACUAUAAUUAGAGCUAGUGUUCUUGUUGCAAUGGCCAUAUUAUCUCUUUUUGGUAAUAUAGCUACCAUAGUAAGUUUGAAAAGAGGGAAACGUAGCAGAGGAAGAGCCAGACCCUCGUGGACAGCUAUCUACAGUCUCAUAUUUCAACUCAGUAUAGCUGAUCUCCUUGUAUCUAUAUUUUGCAUAGCUGGUGAGGCUGCAUGGUUUUUAACAGUACAAUGGUAUGCGGGCAAUAUUGGCUGCAAGCUGUUUAAAUUUCUUCAGAUGUUUGCUUUGUACCUGAGUACAUUUAUAUUAGUUCUUAUUGGAGUAGAUCGAUGGCUUGCUGUAAAGUAUCCCAUGAAGAGUAUGGCUACAGCGACUCGGAGUGGAAGAUUAGUCAUUAUUGCGUGGACUUUAAGUCUUAUAUUAAGCAUACCUCAGACUGUAGUAUUCCGAGUGGCAAAAGGACCAUUUGUUGAGGAUUUUUAUCAAUGCGUCACUCACGGUUUCUACACAGAGAGAUGGCAAGAACAAGCUUAUACAACACUGUCGUUAAUCUUUAUGUUUGUACUACCAUUACUCAUCCUUGUGUCUACUUAUGUAUCGACAGUAAGAACUAUAGCAAAGAGCGAGAAAGUAUUUCAACCUGAAGUAAUACGACAGGAGAAGUAUCUAACUCCCGAUAUGAACAGACGAAGACUCAUCGAUAGAGCUAAAAUGAAAUCUCUAAGGAUGUCUGUCGUAAUUGUAGCAGCUUUUAUCGUUUGGUGGACUCCAUAUUAUAUUAUGAUGAUCAUAUUUACAUUUCUUAAUCCUGAUAAAGAUCAAAGUGAAGAACUUUUAUCGGGAAUAUUCUUCUUUGGCAUGUCGAAUAGUCUAGUCAAUCCAGUUAUAUAUGGCGCCUUCCAUCUGUGGCCGAAGAAAAAGCUAUCCAGACAUAGCGACAGAGAAUCCGGCGGCAACCAAGCUUCUCUGUUGCGUCGCGGUGACCAUACAUCCUCAGUGAGAUUAACCACAAUACGAUCAUUAAGGUCUUCAGCAAAAUAUUCAAAUGGACAAAACGUAAGUCUUUUAUAACAAGCGAGGGAAGUGAAUAAACAGAAUCGGAUUUAUAGUGGACAUUACCUCGAAAUGCAAAGUGGUAUUAGAAACAGACAUGUGACGUGUGUUGUUUGUACGGGCAGGAAAGCUUCUAAAUACAGACACGAUGUAGAUAUGUAUGUGUAGAUUAUUUAAGAUUCUAACUAUAUCAAUCUAAUGUAUAUAAUGUAUUUAUGGUUACUGUUUUUUUUUUUAAUUUAAAAAAUGGAGAUUAGUAGUACCGUCAUUAAAAUGUUGUUUUUUU
Achroia grisella is the source of this 1813-nucleotide messenger RNA. RefSeq names its product gonadotropin-releasing hormone receptor (gene NGR-A21). Gene Ontology annotation, cellular component: membrane. Gene Ontology annotation, molecular function: corazonin receptor activity. Gene Ontology annotation, biological process: neuropeptide signaling pathway. The transcript is spliced from 6 exons. Bases 235 to 1545 code for a protein of 436 amino acids. The record is from RefSeq and is a predicted model, not a curated record. NCBI's taxonomy places the organism in Eukaryota, Metazoa, Arthropoda, Insecta, Lepidoptera, Pyralidae.